Drosophila willistoni is the source of this 1431-nucleotide messenger RNA. RefSeq lists its product as uncharacterized. The record is from RefSeq and is a predicted model, not a curated record. Lineage: Eukaryota; Metazoa; Arthropoda; Insecta; Diptera; Drosophilidae. The transcript has 2 exons. The coding region runs from base 130 to 1380 and encodes 416 amino acids.
GUGUAUGGUAUACCUAAAUCGGCGAGACGAAUUACUCACUUCAUUUUUCAUUACUUAUCAGCCUUCCCUUCCCAUAGCUAAGAGCUUGUUAGUGACUAUUUCAGUUUGGUUGUAACUGUCUUUCCGAAAAUGGAAAGAAAAAUGUUCUUAAAUAUAUUUGGUAUUUUUUGCCUAUUUAUGGCAAACGGACUUUGUGAAAAAGAUGUUAAGGAGUACAUUCAGAAUAUCAGACACGAUUACUGUAUCGAUUAUUGUGCAAAUAAGUGUAAAUAUGCUAACGUCAGUGAAAUCGAUAAAAAAUGCACCAACUUCAAAAACAUAGUAAUUACCGACAAGUACACGAUCGAACUUUUGGAUAAAAAUGUAACAUUAACUUGGAAAAUAUACCCUGUGAACUUGAACUAUCUGAACAAACUAACAAAUAGAUCAGAUUGUACUGCCAAGAAACUAGAAAUUAAUGUUGAUGUGCCACGGACUGAAACUAAUUCUGCACAAGUGUUCAAUCAUAUAAUAAUUCCAUCCAUUCGCUAUAUGGAAGUUCUUAAUUUAAAGGAAUUGAGUGAAUUUCAGAGUGAAAGUAUACUUCUAGAAAAGGAUAUCGAUGUUAAAAGCGGAGCAUCGGCUGCGCAUUUACAAUUAGAAACACCUUUGAAAAUGAACGUUUCCGCCUUAUUAAACAAUUACUUUUCGCUGCGGAUGGAAAAAUUGAGAGAGGUAUAUAUCUCCAAUUCUUCACCUGAAGAAUGUACGCUAUAUAGUAACGUAUUUGACAAUGCUACUCAGCUAGAGAGGAUUGAGUUUAACAAUAUAAAUUUGGCUAAAUUUAGUAAAGCGACGGUCAAGAAUUUGACGAAAAUAAAAAUUUUAAAAUUCAUCCAUUGCAACCUUACAUCACAUGAAUUUCUUAGGUCCAACAUUCUUCAAAAUAAUCUGGAAGUUAUAAAGUACGAUUCUCUGACGGAAAUUGAAUACAACUUUUUUAAGAAUUACAAAAAUCUUCACAAAAUUGACGUAUCUUUUGGAAUGCCGGACUCUUUUUCUAAAGUAUCCAGCACCAAUAUAACAGCUUUUGUUUGUAUUAAUAGAAUUUGUCUUUUCAAUUUGGGUACAAAUGGCAAGCGAUGUCCGAAAAAUUGCAUAUGUCAACUGUCACCACUUUUCAAUUCAUUUGGCAUAAACUGCGAUAAUCAAGGGAUUCGAAAAGUGUCAGACCUUCCUACACCCAUCACAGGUAUGACAAAUUUACAUUUCGAAAACAAUGCUUUAACAGAAUUGCCUAAGCUGCCGUCCCAUGGAUACGAUAUUAUACGGGAGCUCCAUUUGGCUAAUAACAAAAUAAGCAAUUUAAGCAUAGAACAAAUGCCUCAAAAUCUCACUUAACUAGAUAUAAGUAAUAAUAAUAUAACAUCUCUCGAAUCAAAGGCAGUCGAA